Messenger RNA from Entelurus aequoreus (snake pipefish), 2747 nucleotides. RefSeq names its product RNA polymerase II elongation factor ELL2-like. The record is from RefSeq and is a predicted model, not a curated record. The coding region runs from base 123 to 1922 and encodes 599 amino acids. Gene Ontology annotation, cellular component: transcription elongation factor complex. Gene Ontology annotation, molecular function: cis-regulatory region sequence-specific DNA binding. The transcript has 12 exons. NCBI's taxonomy places the organism in Eukaryota, Metazoa, Chordata, Actinopteri, Syngnathiformes, Syngnathidae. Gene Ontology annotation, biological process: snRNA transcription by RNA polymerase II; transcription elongation by RNA polymerase II; positive regulation of transcription elongation by RNA polymerase II.
UCAUCAUAGCCCCGCCCACUUUGUGACGUGUGCUGACGUCGCAUGGUUGAGCGGUGAGAGAGGACAAGCUGCUUUAAUUUGGCGGAGAGGGGACGGUGGUGGUAAGAGCCAUCCGGCCAGCGAUGGCUUCCCUCAGGCAGGAGCACCUCUACGGGCUGACGUGUAGAAAGAGCAGUAAAAGCAGCCCCGACAGGACAUUUUACCACGUCAAGCUCACCGACAGCGCCAUUCGAGCCCUCGAGGCUUACCAGAACCUGAAGGCUAAUUUACCAAGUGAGCCGUUGAUUAGUUUCAAGGGGAGUCAUGGGUACAUCAAGCUGCCAGCUCCUACAGCCGAGUCGCCCAAUGCUCUUCGCGUCUUCUCCUUCUACCUAUCCAGCGAUUGCAAAGACCAACCACAGGCCAGCUUUGACUGCAUCCAUCAAUAUGUUUCAAGUGACGGCCGUGAACAGCUGGAAGGUCAAGGGGUCAUCCAGGACAAGAUCACAGUGUGCGCCACCGAGGACUCCUACCAGAUGACCCGUGAGAGGAUGUCUCAAGUGGAGAAGGAUUGCUGGAGUCGCUCCGCCAUCGAGAUCAAACCGGGAGUCUCACACCCCAGCAAAAGCAUCAAGUUCCAAAAGAGGCCACCUCUACCAUCUGCAUCAGACGGCGGCUCUUGCAAACCUCCCGUAACAAGCCGGUGGAGCGGCAGCAUGUCCUCGGUCAACCAGAAGUCCCUCAGGGAGCGCAUCAUUCACCUGCUGGCUCUCAAGCCUUACAGGAAGCCAGAGCUGCUGUUGUGGCUGGAGAGGGAACGUGUCUCGUCCAAGGACAAGGCAGAGCUUGGAGCCAUACUGGAUGAGGUAGCAAAGGUAAACCUCAAAGACAGCAGCUACAUGUUGAGAGACGACUUCUACAAGCAUGUGCGAAGGGACUGGCCCAGCUACAACGAGGAGGAGCGGCAGCUGGUCAGCAAGUUGUUGUCACGGAAGUUACAGCCUCAAGUCAAUGGCCAGUCAAAGAACCCCCAAGCCAAUGGAUCAAUACUGAUGACGCCGGAGGACAGAACACUACAUCACAGCAUCGCAAAGAACCCAGUAGUGAAGCGCCCCAUACAUUCUGAUUCCCUACCAGCUUUGGCCACAAAGCGACAAAGACUAAGUGAUCACAGAAUGCAGCAGCAGCCGGCUACCAAUGGACUCAUAAACAAUAAGAAAGUGCAUGGUAAUGCACAUCCCUGUUUCCACUCACACAAGACUGAUUUACCGGGGACUCAUAACACAACGGGCAAUUAUGACGGCUCGCCAGGAGGGCAACACUGUUCUCCUCUAACUUACCAAGUGUUGAGUAUCUCUGAUGUGUCCGGCCAACACGGAACCAAAGCUAUAAACCACAAUCAACCACGAGUUCAGUUGGACGGGGCUCAGCCGCCGCAACAGCAGCAGCAAAGAAAGAAGAAAUCCAAAAAGCACAAAGAGCGGGAAAGGUUAAAAGACAAACAGGACAGUGGAUGGUCAGAGAGCAGUCCUGAUCUCAAGCAGAACCAGGACAAACUUGGGAAUUGUGACAUCACAAAUGACAUGGACUCCAAGGAGAAGCCUGAUUAUGCACUCAUGUAUGUAAGAGUCACCACCUUGGAGCAACGUCAGCGGUACCAGGAGGAUUUCAGCGCCGAGUACAAUGAAUACAAAGACCUCCACACCCGAAUAGCCACCAUAACGCACAUGUUUGUUCAGCUUGGGGCCAAAAUCAAAAGCAUGUCACCCGGCAGUAAAGAACACAAGGUAAUGGAAGAUCAAAUAUUAGAAAAAUACAACAAGUAUCGAAAGAAGUUUCCAGGCUACCAGGAAGAGAAGAAGCGCUGUGAAUAUCUACACCAGAAACUGUCCUUCAUCAAGCAGCUCAUCAUGGACUACGAUGUAUCGCGGACGUCCUCGUAGCGAUGGCUCUCCCUUCCGUGCUAACAGGGAAGACGUGUAACACCCAUGGACAAUAAUCACUUUCAAGAUGAUUUCAAUGAGGCCCCGAACAGGGAUCGUACAAAUAGUCUUACAUUUUUAAGCAGGUUACUUGUAAAGUGAAAAAGACAAACACUGAACAGCAUCAACUUCCAAAUGCACAUGAGAGUGGCGUCCUUUGUGACGCUGCAAGAAAGCCUUGUGGUCCGCUGCUUAGCUAGUGCCUCCUGUUCUCUGCUGUAGCAUUGACUUUUGUGUUAAUUUAUCUUUUAACCAAAGUUGAUUUCCUCUGGUUCAGCUUCAUAUUUAUAUAGUUGUACUCACCCUCCAUCUAUCUGAUUGCAGCUGACUUUGAAUUAGAUUUCUUGCUUAAAGCUGCUGCCCCCAUUGCACUUGAUUAUUAAGUAUUUAUUCAGCACAGCCUUUCAGUUUUGACUUAAAUUGGUUGGUGAAUGUUUGACGUUUCUCGCUCAUUCAGUGACGUGACACAGAGUAUUUUUCUUGGAACUGCUGAUGUAUUUAUUUUAAGGCAGCCUUCUUCCGUCCUCUAAUGCUGGCCUUUUUGUAGAUUAAGGCAUGGGGUCACAUGACAUCUUAUCCAAACACUGUGAGAGAAGAGAGGGAGCGGAGUAACCUUUAGCCUUAUGUAACUUACUUAUACACUUCCUGUAAAAGCUGGCAUUUUUUCCACUUUUUUUCCCCACUCGCUGUUUUGUAGAAACCGCACGUCCUCGCAAUUUUCCACCUAUAAGGGGUUAGUUUUAUGGCCGUAAAAGAUAGGGCAGCAUCUGUGUAAACGACUACUGA